This is a messenger RNA of Physcomitrium patens, 857 nucleotides long. The record is from RefSeq and is a predicted model, not a curated record. NCBI's taxonomy places the organism in Eukaryota, Viridiplantae, Streptophyta, Bryopsida, Funariales, Funariaceae.
CCCCCGGCAAUCCAAAUGGCGGCACGGCAGCCCCUUUCCCUGCAGCUACCACCACCAACCUGGGAUGCUCAUCCCGGCCCAGCAGCAGCAUCCUCCCCCGCCGCACAACACGACACACCGUGUGUGUCGCUGUCCCUCACCUCAACUCAAUGCUAUAACAUCCCCCCGCCGCCGCGCUCCCUCUCCACCUUCAUCACCCGCUCUCGUUGUCGUUGCUUGAGCACCCGGCUGCGCCACCCCGAGCUCCCCAUCUUCGCCCUUCCCCCAAUCGGACAGGGUGUCGGGGUUCCAUCUGCACUGCGCCGCAGUCCCAGCGCCAGCGCCAUGAAGCUCCUCGCGGUCGCAGCCGUGUCCUUGAUCCUGCUCGUGACCUCUCAGAUGGUGGUCACAUCCCACGCAGCCGGCUGCGACAUCCUCAAACUAACGCCGUGCGUUGCAGCCAGCAGGAAUGCCAAGGUGAUGCCGUCCAGGCAAUGCUGCUCCAACAUCGCCGGCAUGGGCAAGGGGCUUCCGGGAGCCAAGUGUCUGUGUUCUCUCCUGAGCCACCCUCUGGCCAGGUCGCAAGGGGUGGCUCCCCGGAUCGCUCUUGGCAUCCCCCAGAAAUGCCGCAUCGCCGUCCCGAGGGGCUUCGUGUGCCAAGGAAUUCGCGUCCCCGGAAGCUGAGCUCUCAGGGUCCAAGCCGGAGCACCGCCGUGGCCACGUGGGGUGGGAGUGGACGGAAAGCUUCUGAGCGUGCAGCCGAGUAGAGUGGCAUUGUGUACUCCGCUGUGAAAGCGGGACAAUUAUUUAUAAAUGUGACAACGUCUUUCCGUGACAUCCGGCACGCAGUGCUGGUGUGACAGCCUUUGUAAUCGUAA